Molecule: messenger RNA, 4101 nt
Organism: Botrytis deweyae
Lineage: Eukaryota; Fungi; Ascomycota; Leotiomycetes; Helotiales; Sclerotiniaceae
Exons: 6
Coding region: 1-4101 (1366 amino acids)
Molecular function (GO): protein binding
Source: RefSeq, a predicted model, not a curated record
AUGCCCAUCGGCAAGAGAUUCAAACGAGGCUUUCGCUCGAUCAAAGCAAAUCUUAAGAAUCGCUCUGAUCUUCUGCAAGAGCCUGUUCAGUCCGAAUCGAGUGUUGAUAUAACGGGUUCUGGAGCAGUUUCUGAUAGGAAGAGUGGUGAAUCUGUAAUUCAGAGUGGCAAAAAAGCAGCUGGCGAGCAAAUACAGGAGCCUAUACACGAUGAUUCAGCCUGCUUGAUGACAGGGUCAUUGACGACUACCACGAAUGAUUUGCAGCUCUCAAAUGAGAACGAUCUUUGGUUCCAAGCUUCGGAGAAGCUCAAGGCUGAUGAUCCAGAACUGUAUGAACAAUACUCAAUCAUUAUAUGUCGCGAAGCAGACAAGAACAAUGAGCACCACCCCGACGAGUCCGCACAAUGCUUAGCGAAUCCAGCGAUGCUUCUCAAAGUGUGCCAAAAUAGCCUCGAAACCAUGAAUUCCCCAAGUGGCAGAGCCAAUAAAGUUUUUGAGAAGACGAUUGAGAUUGUAGGCCUGGCUAAAGAUUUCGUGGGGUCUGUUGUAAGUGCCGAACCUCAUGGAGCAGUAGCUUGGGCAGGUGUCUGUCUUUUUCUUCCGCUUCUCCUCAAUCCCUCUCAACAAGAUGAAGCUUGUCGCAAAGGUCUUGAGGAACUACCCUUCCUUAUCCACAAGUAUAGUCUAGUGGAGAGCAUUUGUGCAACUAAAAGUUCGGAUUCAACAAUUGCUACCACGGCUACUAUGUUGUCCAGUGGGAUCAUCGACUUAUAUACCAAGAUACUUAGUUUUCAGGCCGAGGUUGUAUGUCAAUUAAAUCGAUCCACGAUCAAAGGCUAUUUGCGGAAAGUUUUCCAAACCGAUAAGUGGGAAGCCAUGCAUCACGAUGUCUUACGCAUAGAAGGGCGAUGUUGGGGUAUAGCCCAGGCGACUGAUAGCGAUCGUUGUAGUAGGUUGUCGAAGGAAUGCAAUAGCAAACUGGCAGAGCUUCAUACCAUUGGAUCGGAGCUCCUUAAAGUUUCAAGUCAUACAUAUCAGGCCGUUAUUGAUAUUGGAAUAGAAUAUCAGCAACGCGAAAGAACCAGGGAGGAAAUGGAUUGUCUGCAAGCUUUUCGUUCGGCUAAUCUUUACGAAAUACAGCAAAAGCGUAAUCCAGAUCGAGUCCCGGGCACUUGCGAAUGGCUUUUAGCAUCGCAGGCAUUUACUGAUUGGAGGGACAAGAAGAGCGCGGGUCUACUUUGGAUCUCAGCUGAUCCAGGCUGUGGGAAGUCCGUCCUGUCGAAAGCCUUUUACAAAGAAAAGCUAGUGAGCUUUUCUUCCGCCACAAUCAUAUGUUACUUCUUCUUCAAGGAUUCAUCGCCUGAACAAUGCAGCAUUACAAAAGCAGUUGCGGCUUUGCUUCAUCAGAUAUUUUUGUCUAACGGUAGUCUUCUAAAACAUGCCAUGGCCAAGUGGAACAAAAAUAAAAGCGAGCUUUGUAAUCUGCAUGAUGACAUGUGGGAUAUUCUAGAAGCUAUCGCUACUGACCAAGCCGCUGGAGAUAUUGUCUGUAUAGUGGACGCCUUGGAUGAAUGCGAGUCUGAAAAUAACUCAAGAAAAUCGUUUGUACAGAGAAUGCACAAACUUUUAUUCAGGCCAGAAUGUCAUAUGCGAUUUGUUGUCACUAGUCGUCCUUACUCUCAAAUCGAACGAAUAUUCACAGGAUUGCAUCAUAAUUUUCCUGUAAUUCGCAUAGCUGGGGAAAUGGAAUCUGAAACUAUCUCGAGGGAAAUCAACCUGGUCAUCAACCACGAGGUUCAGCAGUUGGACUUGGAUGAGAAUGUUAAAAGUUAUAUCAUAACUCGUCUACGAGAGAUGGAACACAGAACUUACCUUUGGUUGCACCUUAUCAUGGACGUUAUUCGAAAAAGAAUCGAGAGUAGUGGGGAGUCUAGGAAGAUAGAUGAAAGCUUGCGAUCACUGCCCAAGACUGUGGAGAAAAUAUACGAAGAAAUUCUAGACAAGAGUCCUUAUCGAGCAGAGACCGAAAAAUUACUUCAUAUAAUUGUUGGUGCAGAGCGUCCGUUAAGUACGGAUGAAGUAAACGUAGCUAUGAACAUUCAGAUAUGUUACGAUGGUACCCAGAGUUUUGACGACAUACAGUUAGAAAAUAGUGAGCGCUAUCCAGGAAUGCUUCGUAACCUCUGUGGUCUAUUCAUACAAUUUGUGGACUCGAAAGUGUACCUCAUACAUCAGACAGCGAAAGAAUUUCUCGUCGCAACUGAAUCUGGAAGAAAGUUUCCGGGUAAAUGGAGAUAUUGUCUUGAGCCGCAAGAAACACAGAAGAUUUUGGCUCAAAUUUGCAUCUCUUAUUUAUAUCUGAGCGAUCUCAAUGCUUGGAGUGAUUCUGGUUACCCAGAAGACGAGCAUGGCUCCAUCCCUGCGACGAAUGUACCCAAUAAUCUGAUUGAUUAUUGGGGGAAGAAUUGGAUGGUUCACUAUAAACGUGUACCUAGCACCGUUGACCCCGUUGUUAUCGUCGAACUAUGCUCCAUAUCUACUCGACGCAUAAUCUGGCUUCGAGUUAUGGGCUGGAACCCAAAGAGUUACUACCGGGUGAGCAUGGAAAUGGGUGAUUGCUACCGUUUGAAUCGAAAAUUAAAAGCAGGGGUAACGCCUUUAAUGAUAGCUUCAUUCUUUAAUCUUCAUGAAGUUGGCAAGUAUAUUGCUUCAACUUUAAAUUUCCAAGAGAAAGAGUUGAAUUACUGCGGCCUUUUAGGAACAGCUUUGUCGUUUGCAGUCGAAAAUAAAUCUUUUGAAAUGGUGGAGUUACUCCUCCAGAAGGGCGCCGAUGCAAGUUUAGGGUACCACCCGUAUUUGGUGAGAUAUUUACCUCUUGAUUCUGCAGUGGAAGUCGGUGACCUUCCGAUCGUCCGACUCUUGUUAGAAAACCAGGUGGCAGACGAAAGAAAUAAGUACACUAUAAUUAGCGCACUAGAAACGGCAGUACAUGCUCACAAAACUGAAAUAGUCAGAUUGCUCCUUGAAUCAGCAGUGCGACCUGUCGUGGAAGGAUAUCUGGAAUCAGCCUUAAAAGUUGCUGUGGAGUGUCGUUUCGCUGAGAUCGUAGAAAUUUUGCUGGAAUUUGGAGCUAGUUCAACCUACAAAUUUGAUCUAUGGUUCAUGAACAAUGCCAGAUCAUGUUUAUCAUACGUUCUAGACUCCCUUAGCGAGAGUUCACAUACAGAUUCUUGCGAAGCGGAGCUUAUGUUGAAAUUGCUUUUGUUGAAGACGGAGCCGCUGCCUCGUAAGGUUAUGAAUGAUCUGCUAGUCGAAUACGUCAGCUUUAAGUCAGAUGAAGUCGAUCUAGUUCGGUUGCUACUCAAUCAUCCACUCCAUACCGAGCCAGAAGCUCAUGAUGAGGGUUCACCAAUAGUGUUCGCAGCGCUAUACGCAAAAAUUAAAUCCAUGGAACUUAUGAUGAAUGAGACGCAUGAUAUUGAUAGCUGUCGAGGAGCCAUCCCAUGGUUUAACAAAUAUACUUUGCCGCGAGGAAGAUAUGGGGGCUAUACCUGGUCAGAAAGAAGGCCGAUUCACAAAGGCUGGUUUACCAGGGACAUCGAAAUCACUGUAUUGUUUGCAGGUAUCAUUUCUACAAAUGAGCGUGUGGUCCAAAGUUUGAUUGAUCACGGCGCCGACGUCAACAUGAAUAUAGAGCUUGGGACACCCUUGUUCAUUGCCGCCGCGCUAUCUAGCAAAUCUGUGGUUCAAUUGCUGCUCAAGAAUGGUGCACGAAUCACGCCGUCAAAAUUUAGGGGGAGAGAGCAGUCGUCUCCUUUGGUUUUUGCGGCGGCUCGGGGAAACAUCGAAAUCGUGGAAUUACUGCUUAACGCUGGCGCGGAUGUUGAGCGGGGGACAGCAAUUAUGAUUCAUUCGAUGCUGGCUCAUAAGCGUGGUAUUGAGGGAAGAUUUUAUCCUUCUGCCAUUGAAGCUGCGGAGAUGGAAGGUCAUGAAGAGGUGGCUGCGCUUUUGCGGGAGUAUAGGGCGAGGCAGGCCGUGACGGGAGUGGAGGAAGUGGAAGUUACUAUGAUGCCGAGCAGAGUUGAAGGGGUGGAAGAUUAG